Molecule: messenger RNA, 525 nt
Organism: Meloidogyne enterolobii
Lineage: Eukaryota; Metazoa; Nematoda; Chromadorea; Rhabditida; Meloidogynidae
Source: the annotation of a GenBank genome assembly
AUGGAUAAUGAUUACAGGUGGAUUAUAAAGGAUAUUGUGGAUUUAGAAGAUCAAGGGGAUUUAUUGAAAUAUCGUGGACAAAAGUCAUUAAUCGCUGCUCAAAACAAACAAUCUCUUGACUAUCUUCUAAUUGUCGAGCAAAAUGUUUGCCGUACUAGAGAUUCAGGGAUUGAUGAAUGCCAUUACAAUUCCUCGUGUAAUUCUCUUGCUUCAUUGCUUACGCGUAAAGAAAAUUUAAUUGCUAUGAAACACAUGAUUGGAUUGCAAAAAUACCCUAAAUCUGGUCGUGAUCCCAUAGAAGGACAUCGUGUCUUUUCUAAUCGACCAAAACCUAUGACGGAUGGUAUGCUUAUUACUAUUGAUACUGCAAGAGCUAUGCCUUUUUUCGAUAAAUUGGAUUUAUCUGACAAGGUGACUAAUUUAGUCGAUCAGAACCCUGACUAUUUUUGGCUACAACUUUUCGCAAGUUCCAAAGUUAUAGCUCCUAGAUGCACAAAUAUUGUAUUGUUUGGAUUGUAUUUAUGA